AUGCACGUCUACACCAUCGACCAAAUUCUCGAACUGCGGUCGCUCUACCCGGAGCCACCGUACCCCGGCUUUUCACUUGAGGAGGCUUGCCGCAGAAAGAAGCAAACACAGACGAAACUGGUGCGUGGACCCAACGCAUGGGCCGCGCGUGGAUCGGCAAAAACCACAGCUGAGUGGGUCGAGCGCCUCGUCUACGGGUCAUUAAAUAAGCUGAGUGCGGCUAAUUUCAACGAGAUAGUCUCGCAACUUCAGACAAAUACCAUAUUUUCUUCAGAUGAGAUGCUUAAGAAGACGGUUUCGAUUAUCUUUAAUAAAGCGCUAGGGGAGCCUGAAAACAGUAACGUCUAUGCAGGUCUGUGCUACAAGCUUGCGGAAUAUGAAGUAAGUCUCAACGUCGUACAGAAACAGAAGGAGGGCAAGAGACUGUCAAAGUUGCGCAAUGCCGUUGUCGGGAUCGCGCAGACGGAGUUUCAAAACCGCCGGAAUGUUCCUUCAUCGGAGGGACUCUCUGAAGAGGAGGUGGAGCAGCAAAGGUCGUCCUUCAUGAGACGCAAGGUAGCAAACAUGCGAUUCAUUGGAGAGCUCUUCCUGCACAAAGUUCUUUCACACAGUACAAUGAUGGAUAUUAUCAACAUCAUUAUGCAACCUGAAAAAGGGGGUUACCCGGCGAGCGAAGACCUCGAGUUUCUCACGGUGCUCUUCACUAUUGUUGGCAAGAGCCUUGACUCCAUCGCUGAACUCCGACCGAAAUUGGAUGCCUAUUUUAAGGUUCUGGAGGGCCUAAAAGACCAGAAGAUUUACCCUCCUCGCAUAUGCUUCAAAAUGUUGGACCUCAUAGAGUUACGGCGUGAUCGUAACUGGGAGUCGCGCGAGACUGUAAUGCCGAAAACGUCCGCUGCGACACAGAAAGAACCACCUCGUGCCUCUGACAGGGCUGUGCGUUCCUCAACGACGCCGAACUCGAGUAACGCAAGCAGUAGCGGAUCGAAGAAAGGGAAGGGUGCGGGUCCGUGUGACUCUGCACUGGGCCAGCGAGCAGCGGCUUCAACGGUGGGAAAAGAUGCGCGAGAGGGAUUGAAGUCGCGUGCUUGGCGAGAUGUUGUGAAGUCGGAGAUAGUGGCGUGUGAUGAUCACGAGAUGACCGUUACGGAGUCUGUGGCUUUUGAGGAACGUGUACGUUCGCUUUUUCAGGAGUGGCUAAGUGGCUACAGAACCGGGUGCCUGCCCAAUUGGCAGGAGGAAUUCCGUGAUUGUGGGGCCCGACCGAUACCUGACAUGGACCUUCCCACGGCAGUGGCGGCCCAGGUGGUGCGGGAGGCCUGUAUGACGACGAGGAAGGAUGCUCAGUGUGAAGCCAGCAGACUUAUGGUUAUCGGCCUGUUUUUGGAGGAUGAUCAGGUGUUUAACGGGUUUGCCGCCGCUCUUUCCUCAGCCAUUGAAGAGGGAAUACUUGAGGAUGUACCGAAGUUUAGCGAACGCUUCGCCAACAUGCUGAGGUUCACUUCUGGCGACGAUGUGAAGACGGAUGUGUACUACGACGCGGUGCGAGUUCUAUGCACGGCGUAUGGUAUGCUGCGUGACCCAGAUGAAAUGUCUCUCAGCACUUUGAUGGAGUUCUGGGGCAAAAUACCUCCUCCUGAGAAGAAAGAGGAUGCCAUAUUUUCAUUGCCUGUGGUGCAGUCGUUGGUAACAAUGACGAAACUUGGGAGGGCACAGAUUACCGGGCACAUCAUUUCCUCAUUGCAUGCUAACGGUCUCGUGGACGACGCAACACUGCAUGAGUGGCUUGGGACUCCCGGAGGAGAGGUUGACGCUGAAGUAAAAGAUGCUUUCAGGAAGGCUACAGUUGGGAAGGGGACCUUGACUUGA
This is a messenger RNA of Trypanosoma brucei brucei TREU927, 1869 nucleotides long. RefSeq lists its product as hypothetical. The transcript has a single exon. Gene Ontology annotation, cellular component: eukaryotic translation initiation factor 4F complex. Bases 1 to 1869 code for a protein of 622 amino acids. The record is from RefSeq and is a predicted model, not a curated record. NCBI's taxonomy places the organism in Eukaryota, Euglenozoa, Kinetoplastea, Trypanosomatida, Trypanosomatidae. Gene Ontology annotation, molecular function: translation initiation factor activity; mRNA binding; protein binding.